AUGCCGUCGUUAUUUGCUCAGUCACUGGCAAUCAUCGCCACUCUGCAGGCCACUCUCGGUCUUGCCACCCCUGUAUCAGCUCCUGAUACUGUCAUCGGAAAACAUGCCGGUGGUUACGUCAACGCGGUCUACUUCACCAAUUGGGGAAUAUACGGUCGAAACUAUCAGCCAGCCGACCUUCCCGCUUCUCAGAUAUCCCAUGUUCUGUACUCGUUCUUGAACCUUUCAAAUAACGGCACCGUUUACACUGGAGAUUCUUGGGCUGACACAGACAAGCACUACCCAAAUGACUCUUGGAAUGAUGUCGGUAACAAUGUCUAUGGCUGUGUCAAGCAAUUAUAUCUCCUCAAGAAAGCGAACCGUAAUAUGAAGACGAUGUUGUCUAUUGGAGGGUGGACGUGGUCAACGAACUUCCCAGCCGCGGCCUCGACGGCAGCCACUCGAAGCAACUUUGCGAAGUCGGCGGUCACUAUUAUGAAAGACUGGGGCUUUGAUGGCAUUGACGUUGAUUGGGAAUACCCUGCCGACGAUGUUCAAGCCACAAACAUGGUUCUUCUUCUUCAAGCCGUUCGGGAUGAACUCGACGCAUACGCGGCAAAGUUUGCUCAGGGAUACCAUUUUCAGCUAUCGAUUGCCGCUCCGGCUGGCCCUGCCAACUAUAAUAAGUUGCACCUUGGCGACCUCGGAAAGGUGUUGGAUUAUAUCAAUUUGAUGGCCUAUGACUUUUCUGGUUCAUGGAGCAACUCCAGCGCACACAACGCAAAUCUUUACGCCAAUCCGGGCAACCUUAAUGCUACACCAUUCAACACGGAUGAUGCUGUCAAUGAUUACAUUAAAGGCGGUGUUCCGGCCAGCAAGAUCGUUCUUGGCAUGCCAAUUUAUGGAAAAUCAUUCCAGAAGACCAAUGGAAUUGGAAAGCUAUUCUCUGGUGUUGGCGACGGCAGCUGGGAGAAUGGAGUCUGGGAUUACAAGGUUCUUCCCAAAGCCGGCGCGACGGUUAUAUAUGAUGACGUGGCAAAGGGUUACUACAGCUACGAUAACCGCACCCAAGAACUUAUUUCCUAUGAUACCCCUGAUAUUACCAAAGAAAAGGUUACCUACCUCAAGAGCAAGGGAUUAGGGGGCAGCAUGUUUUGGGAGGCAUCUGCUGACCGCAAAGGGCCCGACUCACUCAUUGGGACUAGUAGCAACAAACUUGGUGAACCGGACGCCACUGAGAAUCUACUCAACUACCCUGACUCCAAAUAUGACAAUAUGAGGAAGCAGAUGGCUUAG
Messenger RNA from Metarhizium brunneum ARSEF 3297, 1275 nucleotides. Its product is annotated as Endochitinase 1. The record is from RefSeq and is a predicted model, not a curated record. Lineage: Eukaryota; Fungi; Ascomycota; Sordariomycetes; Hypocreales; Clavicipitaceae. Gene Ontology annotation, molecular function: chitinase activity; chitin binding. Gene Ontology annotation, cellular component: extracellular region. Gene Ontology annotation, biological process: carbohydrate metabolic process; chitin catabolic process.